GAACACAAAGCACCUGUUGCUGCUCUCCAGCCUCAACAAACUCUAAAGACGCGGACUCCACAGACUGACACAGAUAAAGAUGGCUUCCUUCAUGUGCAACACGCUGAUGUUACUCAUCUUCUGCAUGGCUCUGCACGAGGGUUGUGGACUCCCCUUAUCAGAGCGGGCAGAGCUGCCAGUUCAGGCUCCACAUCCACACGUCAGGACCAAACGCUGCUCCUGCAACAGCUGGGAGGAUAAAGAAUGCAUCUACUUCUGCCACCUGGAUAUUAUCUGGGUCAACACGCCAAGUAAACUCCUUCCGUAUGGCCUGGGAAGUCCCUCGUCUUCCCGUCGCCGUCGCCGUUCAGCGGAGCGCUGCGAAUGCCUCAACGCAGCCGAUAAAACCUGUUCCGGCUUCUGCCAAAAAAGCUCAGAGAACCCAAGGACGGAUGUCGUGGGCCCAUUGGUAGAAUCUGCAAGCACAAACAGCAAAUUGCUGGCAUCUUUCAGAUCUGUGGUCAAGUCCAACAUUGUGAUCGCAAAAGUGCUUCUGUCGUCAAAACCGGGUGGAGUAAAAACUGGCUGAGGAGAAGAACAACAACGGGGUAGAGGUCUGAGCGAACACCAGAAGCGGUUCAACCUCCAUGGAUUCAACCUCCAUGAGCCGGAGACUCCAGAGCAACCAGGGUUUGGAAACUUGUCAAGAGUUUAUCAACUCUGUGAAGGUGGAAGGAUUGAAGGCAUACGAGGCAGUAGAUCAAGCAUUGGAUCAACAAAUAAAGAGCCUCGGAGGACUGGCAGCUGGAAACAAUGCUGGGUGGAGACGUUUAGAGUCACUUCUUGAACUCUCUUUGAACCUUUUAACAACAGAUGCCAAGGAAGGAUCCAUUAAAGCCAACGACAUGGAAAACCGGUGUCUGGCCUUUUGGGGAACAACAUAAAGAAAUGACUAUUGUUAGGAUUGAUUGAUUCCUGGUUGUUUUCUUUAUAUGGACUCUUAUGACUCGUCUGAAAGGACAGUUUUAAAUCCACAACUCACCUACACUGAGGAUUAUAGGAUCAUUACAUAUUCCAGAGUCACAUUAACUCUGUAUUUAUCCGGGAAUUGUUUUUCAAUGUUUACUCUAAAGUCCUUGUCAUUGCUGACCUUUGGUUCAGUGACAUAUUCCUCUGUAUCAGAGCCUGAAUCUGCAGUCCUGCCUUGUGUUUAGGGCAAAUUGCUUUUUAAUUAUCAGGCAGUACUUGAAAAUGGCAGCUUGUUCACUCUUGGCACACAUUGCCUCAGUGAAAUGAAGGUCAUCUCUUUGGGAUUUAUCUCACAAUUAACUUUCUACAAGGUCCAUUGUCAGCUCCUAUACAGUCAAAUUUCUGCUAGCAUAACAACAACAGUCGGUCCAUUGUGUUGGCUCGAGUGUUUAUUGCAUAGCUCCUGUUUAAUGUUAUGAUUGAAGAUAAGCCAGAAGGUUUCAAUGAUGUGCAGCUUGCCAAGAAAUGCAACAAUCUCCCCCCCCCCGUGACAAAUGUUCACUUAAUUCCUCCGUUAUUAGCCACUGGGUAAUAAUGACUCCCGGCUUGUGUUAUGCACUUUUCAUCAGACACACGGAAAUAUAAAACUUAAUUUUAUCUCAGAAAAUGUUCAUCUUCAAAGUCUCAACUGAUAUUUUACCAGUUUGGAAGUUUACUGUUAAAUGCUGAUUUGUAUAAAGAACUAUUUAUUUAUUCUCUAACUUAUUCAGAGAUGUAUUUAUAUUUGUAUGAAUGAGGUUGUGUAUGAGAAAAUAAAACAAUGCAAGAACA
Cottoperca gobio is the source of this 1779-nucleotide messenger RNA. It is a transcript of the gene edn2, whose product is annotated as endothelin 2. NCBI's taxonomy places the organism in Eukaryota, Metazoa, Chordata, Actinopteri, Perciformes, Bovichtidae. The transcript has 5 exons. Gene Ontology annotation, cellular component: extracellular region. Gene Ontology annotation, biological process: regulation of systemic arterial blood pressure by endothelin; intracellular calcium ion homeostasis; regulation of vasoconstriction. Bases 80 to 568 code for a protein of 162 amino acids. Gene Ontology annotation, molecular function: hormone activity; endothelin B receptor binding. The record is from RefSeq and is a predicted model, not a curated record.